GCACCACAUGCGGGCGGACGCUAUCAGUUGAACGCGAACGGGCAUUUGGAUAUAAUCGUGGAUUAUUGAAUGGCAGUAACAACAACAACAAGCAAUAAUUAUCUGUGUAUAGUAGCAGUUGAAGAGGAAGUGCUUGCCUUGUGGUUUAACUAAACGAAUAGAGGAGUAGUAGAUAAUCGCGUUUGUGAAUGUUGAAUGUAUUGCAAAUACAUACAAACCGAAAUAUACAAAUAUACAUAUCUAUCUAUCUAUCUAUUUAGAUAUACAUAUGUAUGUAUGCAAAGUGAAGAGGUUGGAAAGAGCUAAUUAAGUGGGUAUAUAUGUAUUCAGAUACCCACAAAAAAUACAUUUAUACAUACAUAUAUAUAAGUACAAUAUAAAGCGACAUUCAUUGAAGUGCAUACGUCCGAACUGAUUUAUUACACAUAAAUACCUACAUACAUACGUAUGUGUAUAAUUAUGCAAUUUUUGAACAUACAUAUAUGUAUGUGUAUGUGUUUGAAUUAAUUGUGGACUAUUUAAUGGCCAAAGGACUUAAUUAAUUGCAGUCUGAGAAGAUUUUGAAAAGAAAUUAAAAGAAAGUAUACGAAAAGUAAUCAUUUAAACGUACAUAAAAACAUACGUUAUACCUACAGGCUUAUAUAAUAAUAUUCAUAGAAUAUUAUUUUGAAGAAAAUACGAAUGCCUUUGAAAUAAAUUUAAUUGUCGAUUUAAAAAACGUUAAAGUCAAAAAAAAGGAAAAUAUUUCAAAGUUUGUGAAAAGAAAAUUGUGCGUCAAUAUGUCACUGGAAGUUUCUAAGGACAACGUCCUCAUAUCGCCCAGCAGCGUCUUCUAUUUCCUCUUGCUACCCACCUUUCUGCUAUGGCUGACUUAUUGGCGUCUAUCGCGACGUCAUCUCUACCAGUUGGCCGAUCGUUUGCCUGGACCGAAGGGUUUGCCGAUUAUUGGACAUUUGUUGGACUUUUUCGGGCCGGCAUCGUCGGUAUUUAAGACUGUUAUUCGCAAAAGCGCUGAAUUUGAAAAUAUUGCCAAAAUGUGGAUCGGCCCGCAAUUGGUGAUUUUCAUUUACGAUCCGCGUGAUGUUGAAAUAUUGCUGAGCAGCCAAGUCUAUAUCGAUAAAUCAUCGGAAUAUAAGUUCUUCAAACCAUGGCUGGGCGAGGGUUUGCUGAUUAGUACAGGUGCCAAAUGGCGUGCGCAUCGCAAACUAAUCGCUCCGACAUUCCAUUUGAAUGUUCUGAAGAGUUUCAUCGAUCUAUUCAACGAGAACUCACAACAUGUUGUACGUAAAUUGCGUGCGGAGGGUGAAAAGACAUUCGAUUGUCAUGAUUAUAUGAGCGAGGCGACGGUGGAGAUCCUACUGGAAACCGCUAUGGGUGUUUCGAAGGAGACGCAAGAUAAAUCCGGUUACGAGUACGCCUUGGCCGUUAUGAAAAUGUGCGACAUACUGCAUUUACGUUCACGAAGUAUACUCCUACGCAAUGAGUUCCUCUUCACACUCACUAAAUAUUAUCAGGAGCAAGGCAAAUUGCUCAAUAUCAUACAUGGACUCACAACCAAAGUGAUUAAAUUCAAGAAAGCUGCAUUCGCUAACGGUACACGUGGUUCAUUGGCACAGCAGGAAAGGGUAAGCAAGAAGAUUACGCCACCACCAACACCCACCACAUCCGCAGCGGCAGCCGCAGCAGCAGUAUCGCCUGAAAAAGAAACAUCCGUAGAGGGUUUGUCAUUUGGUCAGGCGGAGGGCUUGAAGGAUGAUUUGGAUGUGGAGGAGAAUGAUGUGGGCGAGAAGAAACGUUUGGCCUUUCUCGAUUUACUUUUGGAGAGUGCGCAAAAGGGUGCACUACUCAGUGAUACCGAAAUUAAAGAACAAGUGGAUACGAUUAUGUUUGAGGGACACGACACAACCGCAGCCGGUUCGUCAUUCUUUCUCUCUUUGAUGGGCAUACAUCAGCAUAUACAGGAUCGUGUGAUUGCCGAAUUGGAUGAAAUAUUCGGUGAUUCCGAUAGACCGGCUACAUUUCAAGAUACUUUGGAAAUGAAAUAUAUGGAACGUUGUUUGAUGGAAACGCUCCGCAUGUAUCCACCGGUGCCGUUGAUAGCACGUGAAUUGCAGGAAGACUUAAAAUUGGCAUCGGGUCCAUAUGUUAUACCACGUGGUGCUACCGUUACUGUGGCCACUUAUAAAUUGCAUCGCAAUCCGAAAAUUUAUGAAAACCCCAGCAUUUUCAAUCCAGAUAAUUUUUUGCCGGAACGUCAAGCCAAUAGGCAUUACUAUGCUUUUGUGCCGUUCUCAGCGGGUCCGCGGAGUUGUGUUGGUCGCAAAUACGCCAUGCUCAAACUGAAAAUACUUCUAUCCACCAUUCUACGAAACUAUCGUGUCCACUCCGAUUUGACCGAGGCCGAUUUUAAGCUUCAAGCCGAUAUUAUAUUGAAACGUGAAGAGGGCUUCCGUGUACGCUUACAGCCGAGGCAGCCCAAACCCAAGGCAAAAGCAACAUAGAUGGCAUUAAGUCGUCUAUUUCUUUUAUAAUUCUGCUAGGUUUUGGAUUUACAUACAUACAUACAUACACACAUUGAAUUACAUAUACAUA
This is a messenger RNA of Ceratitis capitata (Mediterranean fruit fly), 2592 nucleotides long. RefSeq names its product cytochrome P450 4g15 (gene Cyp4g15). The record is from RefSeq and is a predicted model, not a curated record. Lineage: Eukaryota; Metazoa; Arthropoda; Insecta; Diptera; Tephritidae. Bases 780 to 2501 code for a protein of 573 amino acids. The transcript is spliced from 5 exons. Gene Ontology annotation, molecular function: monooxygenase activity; oxidoreductase activity, acting on paired donors, with incorporation or reduction of molecular oxygen; iron ion binding.